Messenger RNA from Spirodela intermedia, 321 nucleotides. The record is from the annotation of a GenBank genome assembly. Lineage: Eukaryota; Viridiplantae; Streptophyta; Magnoliopsida; Alismatales; Araceae.
AUGGUUGUGGGCGUCUCCAAGGGGUUCGAUAAGAGGCUUCAGAUGGUGGGAGUCGGGUACCGAGCCAUGCUUGAGGGCCAGGAUCUUGUGCUCAACCUGGGAUUCUCCCACCCUGUUCGGAUGCCGAUACCCACCGGGAUCCAGAUCAAGGUGGAGGACAACACCAGGAUCAUCGUGAGUGGCUACGACAAGUGCGCCAUCGGUGAGUUUGCUGCUUCAAUCAGGAAGUGGAGGCCCCCAGAGCCCUACAAGGGCAAGGGAGUCAAGUAUGCUGAUGAAAUAGUGAGGAGAAAGGAGGGUAAGGCUGGCAAGAAGAAGUAG